UCUAAUAUUAUUUACGUGUUCGACUUAACCAUGCAAGUGAAUUCGUACGAAAUUUUUCUUUCAAAAUAAAUUGAACACAGAGUGUGUUUUCUACACUUUUCUUAACAUCAAUCAUGUGUGCUAUUGAAACAUGCGUCAUGAUGAAAAGUAAAAUAAAUCUGGUUGCUUUUGGUUUUCUAACUGUGGAAUAACAAAUAACGUAUAAUAAAUUCAAAAGUACACAUACUCGUAUGCGUGAUUCAAACCUUCCCUGUUGCGUGAAAGGCCUACAAAAUACUAUGUUGGUAGUCAUGAACCUAUUACAUGGCAAAUAAUUAAGCAAUGGACAUUAUGAACGCGAACCACUUAUUCAGCUGAAUUUAUUCCUACAAUGAGCUGUAUGUGAAGCGGAGUCGGCAAUGACAGGAAGGGAGGGCGCAAGGAAACAUAGAAAGUCAAGGGGACAGAGGAACAGGAUGAUGGUCGGUCCCAAGCCAGAAAAGAACAAACUGGUGGACUCUGCGAACGGAAGCUACUCUCUGCACGCAAAGAGCAACAUGCGACGUAAGGCUGCGGAUAUGCAGGCAGAGCAGCGGUCGCUCGUGAUCUGGAGACGCCCCUUCAAGACUCUGGAGUAUGCACUCAAAGACUUGUUUUACCACGCAAAGGUGUAUGCAAGGAAGUUGCUGGAGUGUCGCUGGACCGUUGGUCUCGUCGUGAUGACGGUCGCAGUGCUGAGCCUUGCCUCGAACGUGCCCGGUGUACACCAGCGGUACUUGCAUGAAUUCUCCCGGCUGACGUGGUGGUACGGGUACUGGGUGGGUCUGGGGGUGCUUUCGUCCGUGGGUUUCGGGACGGGGUUGCACACGUUCGUGCUCUACCUGGGACCACACAUAGUGUCUGUGGCACUGGCUGCACAGGAGUGCGGGGGCCUCAACUUCCCGGAGCCCCCAUACCCGGAUGAAAUCGUCUGCCCGGAUGUGGUGGAUGAGCGCUGGGCCACCAGCUUCUGGAACAUCAUGGCGAAGGUGCGGUGGGAAGCCGUGGCGUGGGGGCUGGGCACGGCCCUGGGGGAGUUGCCUCCCUAUUUCAUGGCACGUGCCGCACGCCUCUCGGGGCAGAACCCGGACAACGAUGAUGAGCUGCGUGAAUUCGAGGAACUCCAGCGCAAGAAGGACAACCCGGAGCUCAUGACGUUCGUGGACCGCGCGAAGCUGUUUGUAGAGAACGUGGUCGACCGGGUAGGCUUCCUGGGGAUCUUCGUGUGCGCAUCUGUGCCUAACCCGUUGUUCGACCUUGCCGGCAUCACCUGCGGCCACUUCCUGGUGCCAUUUUGGACGUUCUUCGGGGCAACGGUGCUGGGGAAGGCUGUCGCGAAGGUGCACUUGCAGAAGGUGUUCGUGAUCAUGGCUUGUGAUGAGCGCAUCGUGGAUGCCUUUCUGUCGCCGAUGAGGCGCAUCCCGUGGCUGCACGAUGCCAUCAAGAGAGUUCUGGCCAAGGAGAAGGCCAAGUACCACAAGACGCCCGGGGCGGAGGUUGUGUCUCAGGGGGGCAGCAUCGUAUCCAGCCUCUUUGAGAAGAUUGUGAUGGCCAUGAUCUUGUACUUUCUCGUCUCCAUCAUCAAUUCCCUGGCACAGAAUCACCACAAGAGGUUGAUGAAAAUGGCAGGCAAGAAGAUGGCAAGUGACUGAUGGAUUAUCGUGAUGGUUGGUUAUAAGCAGAAUCACAUGGGAUGUUGAUCCACACUUUUUUAUAUUAUUGGAAAACUGGGGGUGUUGAAUUUUAAUUCUCUUCAUACUAAUGUUAACCAGUGAUAAAUUCAGCUACAAAUAGUAAUUGAAUUGCAAUGCCCAGUGUGUUUUUUAAAAGUUCACUGAAGUUUGAUGCAUCAGCUUGUCCAAUAAGGAAAUGUUGAUCAUAAUGAUAUAUGUUUAUAACUCCUGUUUACUUCAACAUCAAACUUUUUUUUUUUUUUUUUUUUUUUUUUUUUUUUCUAUACUGGAUGUUUUAUUUUAGUUAUAUUCAUUUAGCAUUAGGAAUUUUUUGGCAGCAAGCAAAUGUAUGUUUGGUGUGUAAUUUUUAUUUAGUAAUUUGUUUAUGUGGAUGCCGUGGUAAAACAUGACAUUAAAUAAGUUUGAUAUUGGCUAGGAAAUAUUUAUAAGUUCAUGAUCUAAAGUUCUGAACGUUAAUAGUUUUCAUAUAAAUUUUGAUAAAAAAAAAAAGGAUUAAUGCAUGAAUUCUAAUAUUUAAGUAUACAUAAACGUACCCUCCAAAAUAAAUGUAAAAAUACUAGUACAUUUGGGCUUGGGGGGGAUCCAUGAUCAUUGAUUAUUAGUUUAAAAUGCCUGAAAUACAUUUUUUUAUUUUUUUUAUUUAUUUCCUUUCAUCACUAAUUUUUUAAAAAUCAUUUGCUUACUUAGUUCCAAGCACAAACUUAACUUAAGCAAGUUCUCAGUAGGACUGUAAAAGAGUUCUAGAUAGCAGCACUUCUGUAUACAGUGUUGUUUUCUAAAGUGAAAAUUAUCAUCACCACCUGCAAUUAAUAUAAAUAUAAUUGAGAUAAUUAAAUUAUGUUGUGUCAAAAUUCUUUUUAAGUGCACAGUGAGUGCUCUUAGACUAUUAGUCACCAGUCAAUGUUGUGCAUUUGUGCCAUGGCAGUCAUGUGUAAGUUUUCAUUUUGGAAAUGUAGGUUUUAAUGUCUACAGAUAUUGAAGGUUUAAUAAUGGAUGUGACAUGUACUCUACCACUGACUGUUGUGGUUUUUUAGUGGUAAAUAUAACUGCUAAGAAAUUACCUUUCAGUUUUAAAGCAUCAAUUAGCCUAUAAAACAAUUCCAUUUUCUUAAAUUAAAGUUAUGAAUUUUGAUUUUGAUCUAUUUUUUACUUGCAGCCAACCUAGCAACCUAUCAUGCAUAACUGAUCGCCCGCUACAAUACUUUUCAAGUGGCAGAUAUUACAUGUUUAUUAAAUGUUUUAUUGGCCACAAUAUAUGCCAAAAUUGAAGUAACAUGGAACUAAAUAUUGUUGACUAUCAACAGAAACAUUUAGAAAGUCUUGCAGUGAAUGUUUUAUGAGCAACUUACUGUUACAUUAGACGAACAAUUUCACAAAUGAUCUACUUGAGUGUAAUUUGAUAAGCCCACCAUUUUAAAAUGAUUAUUAAUUCUUUGUGCUGAGAAAUAAAAGUCAGCUAUGUUUACAUAAUUACAAGAAAGAAGAGGAUUUGAAAAUAUUUACUUCAAACAUUUUAAAAUUUGUCACUUAAACUCAAGUAGACUUUUUGUGUACGUGUGUGUGUGUGUCUAUAUAUAUAUAUAUAUAUAUAUAUAUAUAUAUAUAUAUAUAUAUAUAUAUAUAUAUAUAUAUAUAUAUAUAUAUAUAUAUAUGCGCUCAAGAAGAAUGAUUGCCACGAUUCCAAACUAUUGUUAUAAAAUAGGUAUUCCUUGAAUAUACAUGUGGAAACUUGAAAUGUUCCAAUAAGUUUAUAAGGAUUAGGCUUCUCUUAAUACACUUAGUUAUGGGUGCCAUUUUAGCUUUGGUGAUGUCUAAACUGUAUUCUGUGUCCUGCCAUGUCAUCUGAAUUGUCACCUUAGUUACAGUUGCAAUUUCUGCAAUGCCAUUCUCUUUAAGAUGUUGGAUGUUUGGUGCUAUCUUCUUGUACUUAACACAUUGUUAUUAAUAUACGUAUUCCCACGGAAAAGAGUAAAUUUUUUCUGUGGCCUCAUGUGACAGUGAGACUGAAACACAGCAUGGGAGAGGAGCAGGCGGGUAUGUGAGACUGCCUGUCCACUCCUACUUAGUGCGAGGUGGCAGGACGUGGCCUCAUGUGACAGUGAGACUGAAACACAGCAUGGGAGAGGAGCAGGCGGGUAUGUGAGACUGCCUGUCCACUCCUACUUAGUGCGAGGUGGCAGGACGUGGCCUCAUGUGACAGUGAGACUAAAACACAGCAUGGGAGAGGAGCAGGCGGGUAUGUGAGACUGCCUGUCCACUCCUACUUAGUGCGAGGUGGCAGGACGUGGCCUCAUGUGACAGUGAGACUGAAACACAGCAUGGGAGAGGAGCAGGCGGGUAUGUGAGACUGCCUGUCCACUCCUACUUAGUGCGAGGUGGCAGGACGUGGCCUCAUGUGACAGUGAGACUGAAACACAGCAUGGUAGAGGAGCAGGCGGAUAUGUGAGACUGCCUGUCCACUCCUACUUAGUGCGAGGUGGCAGGACGUGGCCUCAUGUGACAGUGAGACUGAAACACAGCAUGGUAGAGGAGCAGGCGGAUAUGUGAGACUGCCUGUCCACUCCUACUUAGUGCGAGGUGGCAGGACGUGGCCUCAUGUGUCAGUGAGACUGAAACACAGCAUGGGAGAGGAGCAGGCGGGUAUGUGAGACUGCCUGUCCACUCCUACUUAGUGCGAGGUGGCAGGACGUGGCCUCAUGUGACAGUGAGACUGAAACACAGCAUGGGAGAGGAGCAGGCGGGUAUGUGAGACUGCCUGUCCACUCCUACUUAGUGCGAGGUGGCAGGACGUGGCCUCAUGUGACAGUGAGACUGAAACACAGCAUGGUAGAGGAGCAGGCGGAUAUGUGAGACUGCCUGUCCACUCCUACUUGUGCAAGGUGGCAGGACGUGGCCUCAUGUGACAGUGAGACUGAAACACAGCAUGGGAGAGGAGCAGCAGGUAUGUGAGACUGCCUGUCCACUCCUACUUGUGCAAGGUGGCAGGACGUGGCCUCAUGUGUCAGUGAGACUGAAACACAGCAUGGGAGAGGAGCAGCAGGUAUGUGAGACUGCCUGUCCACUCUGUCACGCUGGGAUGUAAACUUCACUGUCACACUAGGUUGCACAAAAUUUCUCUCUUUUCUCUGGGGAUAUGUUACAAUCAUUGCAUUGUGUACCUGAGAAGAAAACUCCAAACAUAUUACCUUAAAGGCACUGCAGAAAUCUCAACUCAUAACUAUGGACACAAUUCAGAAGAUUGUGGCAUGAGAUUGAAUACCGUCUAAACAUCAUUAGAGCUUAAAUGGUGCCCAUAUCAAAUUUUACUUAGCUAAGUUCAAAACUUCAAUUUUUUAUGAACGUUUUAAGAUGCUCACAUGCAUAGACAAUGAAUACUUUCUUUUAUAAUAUUUAAGAAUCCUGCAAUCAUUUUUGGUAACCACGUACACACGUGUGCAUGUGCAUGCGUGUGUGAUUUGACAAUAAUUUGAUUUUUGCGUAAAAAGGGAACAAUUGUUAGUAAAUAUUUUGGUUUUAUUUCAUGAGGAAUCUUCAGUGUCUAUGUUCAGUUUAUUGUGGAUGCUCUUUUAAUUUCAGGAUUUUUGUUGAAUGUCAUCAAUUGAAUUUAUAAUUUAUUCAUUCUGUCUUUUGUUGCAUGAGCCUUAGUAAGUAUUGAAUAUUGAAAAAUUUACAAUUUAUAUUAAGUCAAAUGUUAGCAGUAUGACAUUUAUAUUAGUGUUUGUGUUGUACUAUAAUAUUUUAUUAAAGAGAACUUGUCAUGGUUUCUGAAUAUUGUUUGCUGAUCUCCGAGUAGAGAACAGCAGUUUCAUAUCAUAUUUAACAAAUUAACUUAUUCAGAAUGUUACAUCCCAUGUGAUUCUAUUUUUCAGUCAUGUAACUGGUUAUACCCGAAAUUAAUCAUAUUCCUACAUUUCCAUGCCUUUGCAAGAGUGUUGGACAUUUUGAUAAUAUGUCGAAAGGUAUUUUGUACAUUGUCCUUGUAACUCGUAAUUCUAUGUUUUAUUGUCCAAGUCCUUGAACAAAUCCUUUUGGAUUAUGUGAUAUUCCUUCAUGUGAAGGAAAAGCAAUAUGUAUAUUUAUUCCUGGUCAAGAGACUACCUGUCCAUAAUAUUCCACAUUCGUUUAAUGACACACAUUUCCACUUCACAUGAUUGAUCUGACGUCACGGUAGAGCGAGAAACGCCGGGUGUUCAAGAGUCACAGGUUGCAUGUACUUAAAUGGUUAAUUAUUUGUAUAUAUGUGUACCUGAUUUUAUGUGGGUUUCCAAUUUCAAUUUGCUGGUUGUUUCCAUUUUUAUUUUUUGAUCAUCAAGUAUUUCUUCUCUUCCCCAGCACUUUUUUUUAUCUCAUCGAGGGACCAUGUGUAUGUUGUUUAAUUUAUAGAAAAGAAAGAUGUAUUAAUGUAGCAAAAGUACCGAAGAAAAAUUAUAACAGGAUAGGAGAAAGCAAAAUAUUGGGCUGGCAUAGGAACUGUAAAGGAGGGUGAUUUUGUUUACAUAAUGUUUUGUUAAAGAUUUUUCCCUAAGAUCAGCACUAUCUGGUUUAUAAAGCAUGUUUAGGGAAAAUGUGACUUCACCAGCAUAAACAAUUGUGAAACUUCAAGUGUGUAACCCAGAGUUUUGAAGGAAGUGUUAUAUUAUUUUGCAUGUAUGCACUUUUCUGAUUGAUAUUAAGUUACUUGCAGGAGUAUUGGUAUGUUAAACUCAUUCUUAAUGAAUUGUGAGUGUGAAAGAUAACUGAUGAUUUUUGUGAAUUCUUACAUUUGUAGUGUAACCUGUUAUAAAAUAAUCAUGCCAUAUUUAGUUAACUUUUGGUGAGGAAAGCUAGUCAGUUUUAGAGUUGUUGCAUAGUAUGCCAUGUAAUAUUUUAAGUCUUAAGUAUUUAGGUGUUGGUCGUCAUGUUUGCUGAUGGAUCAUUUACGUUGUGGCAGAGUGCGGCUGUCACAUUGCGAUGCAGGGACGCAGUACUGGCUAUUGCAGGCUUGAGUUGGUGUUAAUCCAAAUCCUAUUUGAAGUAUUACCGUAACGAAUGCUUGUGAUGUGACAUUCCCUGAAACUGGUCAGAAAGAAUUUUUAGGGGUUACUGGUAGGUAGUUUAACUUAAAAAAAAAUAUUUUUUUUUUCAUUGCACUCAGAACAAACCUCUAUUUCCUUGGAUUGUUUUUAAUGUAAUUUUUUUUUUUUUUUUGGUGUUAAUAGGUGUGUUGAUUUUUCACUAUUAUUGUAUGUGGUUGUUUCAGAUGUUUGUGUACUUUCAGUUCUUUGUGUUCUGAUAUGUGUAUUGAUUUGUUCCAAAGUAUUUUGUAAACAAGCAUGAAGUGAGCACACGUAUCAAUGACAGAAACUAUUAUUUGGUAAAAUUGAUAUGUUAUGUUUUCUAGUUUUGUGUUGUUAACAGUUCAGGAUUCACAUAAACUUGAAGCUACUGCCUUGCCAUUAUCUUCACAGAAUGUGUGUAUGAACAGUGCUGUUCUGCAUUGCUAUUUUGAAUGCCACUCAUGAGUUUCAAUGUUUGAGAACAAACCAGUGAAUUUCACAAGAAAUCUCAUUUAUUAUUUAAUGGAGUAAAAUUUGCACACAAAAGGUAUUAAUACUAAAUACAUAUCUCUUGUUCUAUGUGUGUGAGGAUUAACUUUAUAUGGUUAGUCGACUCAUAGAAAAAAUUAAAUGGUUACAGAAAAUAAAAUUCUUAAAAGUCAGUAAUAUGGCCCUUGUUAAUACUAAUAGGCCAUUUAGUUUGAUUAUACACAUUUUAUUUAUCUCUUGAUUCACAGCUGCACUGUGUGUUGGUGUUUUUGCCAUAUAUGGAGUAGCAGCUGAUUUGGGCUUCUUCUUUCCAGACAUGUGGCUUUCUUUGUGGGGCUAGAACGUGCUCCAGGUUAAUGUGUACCUGACUGUAUGAACACACUGCCCCUGUGAGCUGCGAGUAGUAAUUCAUUUGUUACACUUGGGCUUUUGUUAUGUGAAUUUGCUAUGUAUUGUUUGUUAAAUAAACAAAAGAUUCAAGAAA
Bacillus rossius redtenbacheri is the source of this 7721-nucleotide messenger RNA. It is a transcript of the gene Tango5, whose product is annotated as vacuole membrane protein 1. The record is from RefSeq and is a predicted model, not a curated record. The transcript is spliced from 3 exons. Gene Ontology annotation, biological process: Golgi organization; autophagy. Lineage: Eukaryota; Metazoa; Arthropoda; Insecta; Phasmatodea; Bacillidae. Bases 399 to 1670 code for a protein of 423 amino acids. Gene Ontology annotation, cellular component: endoplasmic reticulum; membrane; endomembrane system.